This is a messenger RNA of Lates calcarifer (barramundi perch), 3247 nucleotides long. RefSeq names its product glycoprotein M6Aa (gene gpm6aa). The transcript has 7 exons. The coding region runs from base 458 to 1294 and encodes 278 amino acids. NCBI's taxonomy places the organism in Eukaryota, Metazoa, Chordata, Actinopteri, Centropomidae. The record is from RefSeq and is a predicted model, not a curated record. Gene Ontology annotation, cellular component: plasma membrane; neuronal cell body; axonal growth cone. Gene Ontology annotation, biological process: neuron projection development.
AGUGCUGCUCUCAGUGUUUUAAUCCCUCAUUUUUCACACACCUGUCUCUUUCGACUGCAUACCCCUCUGUCACACAUGCGCUUUCCUGCCUACCAUUGAGACCACCCUCUGUUCCAUCCAGCCCCCCUCCUCCCCUCCUCCUCCUCCUCCUUCUCCACCACCAGGGACUAAGGAGGUUUUCAGCACUUGCCACAGCAACUCGCAAUGGACAGCACCACAAAGACUCUGUGAUCCCUCGCAUCACCCAGACGCUUGACAGAAACCACAGCUGACAGGCAAUCUCUGCAUUCAGCAGGGACCGUCUAGAGAAGGUGGAAAAGUGAGACCAAAAGAAAGAAAGCGGAAGUGCUUUGUGGACUACCCCUUCAAAAAUAAAUAAGGUUUUGAACCUGCAACCCGAACGGGCAUUGUGUUUUCACAUAUCUCUCGUUGUCCGUCCUAAAACAACAUCAGCGCAAUGGAAGAAGACAUGGAUGAAGGGCAGACCCAGAAAGGAUGCCUGGAAUGCUGCAUCAAAUGCCUGGGUGGGAUUCCAUACCCAUCCCUCAUAGCCACCAUCUUGCUGUAUGCGGGCGUGGCUCUGUUCUGCGGCUGCGGACAUGAGGCCCUGUCCGGCACGGUCACCAUCCUCCAGAACUACUUCGAGGUGAUGCGGAGCCCUGUGGAUGCACUGGAUGUAUUCACCAUGAUUGACAUUAUCAAGUAUGUGAUCUACGGCAUUGCUUCGGCUUUCUUCGUCUAUGGCAUUCUGCUGAUGGUGGAGGGCUUCUUCACCAGUGGAGCCAUUAAAGACCUGUAUGGAGACUUCAAGAUCACCACCUGUGGACGCUGUGUCAGCGCUUGGUUCAUCAUGCUGACAUACAUCUUCAUGCUGGCUUGGCUCGGAGUGACUGCUUUUACCUCCCUCCCUGUCUUUAUAUAUUUCAACAUCUGGAAUAUCUGCCAAAAUACUACCGGGCUGGAGGGGGCCACACUCUGCCUGGACCCACGCCAGUAUGGUAUUGUGCCAAUUGCUGAGGCAAAAACAGUCUGUGCUGGAUCAGAGAAAUUCUACAAGAUGUGCGAAUCUAAUGAGCUUGACAUGACAUUCCACCUGUUCAUCUGUGCCCUCGCUGGAGCAGGAGCUGCUGUUAUUGCUAUGAUCCACUACCUGAUGGUGCUGUCAGCCAACUGGGCCUACGUGAAGGACGCUUGCCGGAUGCAGAAGUAUGAGGACAUCAAGUCCAAGGAGGAGCAGGAGCUUCACGAUAUCCAUUCCACUCGCUCCAAGGAGCGUCUCAACGCAUACACAUAAAGACCAGCAUGAGGCCUGGCCCUGCCACUCCGGCCUGCCUCUCUCCCUCUCCUUCUCCCUCUCCCUCUCUCUCUCUCUCUCUCACCUCUGUCUUUCUAUCUGUCCCUCUCUCUCUCUCUAACCAUCCCCUCCUGAGGGGGGGGCGGAUGGCGCCAAGGGCCCUCGCCACUGCUGAUGUCACUGGUGCGUCAUAUGACAAUGUGGUCUGGGGGGGAAACGUCACAAAAACCUCCCCAGUCACAAACAGCAUUUCAGAUGAAAAAAAAAAGCCCCUUUACCUCUCUCAUGGAUGGUGUUAAGAUUAUCAUUAUGGCAGUUAUAUUAUUCUUGAAUACAAGUUGUUUAGUGCUGAUAGUAGUUUUAGUGUAGUUUGUAGAAUCAGAAGUAGCAGUAGUAUUUCUGCUUCUUUUUUUUUUUUACUGAUUGAUUGAUUUGCGUAUAAUUGUAUUAUUUUUCUUAAAGGUUUUUAUUUGAUGCUAAGUGUCAUUUUGCUCUCAUGCAUAAUUUAUUUUUUGCCGAUUUCUGAGGGGGUCAACAGGGGCUUAAAAAGGGUUUUCAAGCACAUUUCUCAUGUCGUGUGUCUGGAGAUUUCAUCUUCAAGAACUAUGUACUGUAUGUGAACGGGUGGUUAGUUUUGAAAAUACUUUAAAUCUCACACGUAACUAGGAAGCCUUUGUCAUACCAGUAUUCCCAGGGAUUAAAACCACUUUCACGUGAAAGUAAUUCAAUCUGUUUUUCUAUUUGAAGUUAUACAGUAGCAAGACGGCAAAAUAAAUACCAAAACAUUAGAGUAAAACAAAUAUUUGCUAGAUGUGCCAAGCCUGUUAAACAGGAAACAAUGACUUUGAUAAAUAUCAAAGAUGGGAUUAGUCAAUUAAAGAUAAAUUAUGGCUUAUUUUAUAUUAAUCUUGCCAUUUACAUGUAUUUUAGGACUGUGAAUGAUUCCAUUGUCUUUGAAUCACAAGCCACAAAAGCACAUGCAAACAUGCUUUCAUAACCCCUUUUUUAAUUUCUUAUAAGUGGAACUUUAUAAAUACUAAACUCCUCUGUUUUUGCAGAACUCUGCGCUGUAUAUACUGAUAUCAAAGCAUACCUAUAUGUUAAGCACUGACAUUUAAGGACAAUUCAUGUGAGAAGAAGAAGAGACCACUGUGGGUCAGACCACUUUGCAUCUAUCAGUCUCAACUGAAAAAGAAACCCUGACAGUAAAAAGUUGUUGGUGUAAUGGCACUCCUUGGUGGAAUUAUCAGAUGUGAGAAAAGUGUGUGUCACAGUAAUUUUGUUCAUGACAGUAACUGUAUUGCUUACACAUCUUGAUGCCAUAUGAGUACAAAGGUGGCCUGUCAGUUCAUUGCCUGGCAAAGUUUGUUUUGUCAGUGUUUCUAAAAGCUAGUUUCAUGCACUUAUUUGACCAUUUCUGUGCUCUCUCUAGAUGUAAGCGCAUUGGUGUUCAACUCAAAGUUGGAUAACUGUACUGUUAGUAAAGACUGUGAAUUUAGAUGUUUUUCGUGGCAUGGACAUGCAUUAAUAUAGUCUUAUUGACUCAAAAGUUACUUUAUUUCACUUCUUUAUUUUGACACUUUUGACUGUCUUGCUGGAUCAACCCUUUGUUUAUAUGUGCAGUACUAAACCCCCACGCUUACCGCGUUAUGCUACCGAUAUUAGAUACUGUAGUCUUUGAGUUGUGUCUGUUUAGUUUGUGAUGAGCUCUCAACCAUGUCUUAAAACUAAUACUUGUACCAACAUUGCUUACUCUGUAAUGAUCUGAAAAUAUGCUCUCAGCUUUCUCCUCGUAUUAGUCUUUUGUACUUUCACUACGAAUGCUUAGUAGCAGGCUUUAAAUUGAAUCUGUUUUGUACAUUCAUGUGCCAACAGCUUGAGGUGGCUUAUUUGACCUGUAUGAUCAAAUUUGCUUGCAUAAAUAAAAUUCACUUGUGUACUUGUUAAUAAAUA